AACUGGCAUGGGACCAAGAAAAACAUGAUAGAAAGAACAAUUACCCCAAGAGUUUCAUUAUGAAGACCCGCUGCAGGGCUGAUUCCUUUGCGUGUUGCCAGGAGAAAAGGAAUCCUAAUCCCCAUUUUAUAGAUAAGGGAGGAAAAUCAGAUUCUUAGUGAACGGAGAGACAAAUACUACAUUCUUCAGAGGGAUACAGUAAGGAAUUACUGGUGUUGACAAGCCUGCUACCUGUGGCUUUUGGAGAUACAUCGCUGAAAGAAUAUUUGUUCCCGGACUGUUCGCUCCUGUGCUUAGCCAUGGCUGUUAAGAUCUCUCUCUGGCAUCAUUACAUCCAAGCCAUUCGGUCGCGGGAGGCUCAAAAGAUGCAGGAUUACCAAAGAGCGGAGAAUGUUUUGCUGACUGUGCUGGAGAGAGUCCACGAUAUGGAUUCCAGGUUCAUAGUGGAUUAUUCAAGAGACUUAGAGGCCUUUCAGUUUGCCCUCCGAACCUCUGAGGAUGAAUUAACGAUGGAAGUUCCUCUGCGGGUGAAUGCCGACGCCCUUCUGGUUAAGGAGAACUCAGGUAACGAAUCUGAGGAAACGCCAAACGCGCCAGUUUCCUGUUCACUGGGGAUUCCCAGGGAAGCAGCUGGCAUGGAAGAGUGGAUGACAGAGGACGUAUUCAGCGCACUGGAUGACCCUGAGUGCGUGGGACACAUUGUUCCUGGAAAGAUCCUCACGCUUUUGAAGAACCUGCUUGUUGCUGCCAUCGUUCACUGCAAGCACCAUCAACUCAUCAUGCCAGGUGCUCUGAAUGCUGCGAAUUUAAAGGAAGAAAACCUCCAUAUGUCUCUGCUGGUUUCCAGUGGCUGGAGAAUGAUUCGAUUCAACAUUGUGCCGGUGGUGAAGAGAAAUCACAAUAUCCUUAAACUUGGAAGAACUCAACUUACACAAGGAUUCCCGGAAGACAGCAUGAAGAAAGUCAUAUGUGAGGGGGCUGAUCUCAUCCCCUCAAGCUCUCACUACUGGGGGGUUUCCACCAAUCAUCUUCUUUCGAAGCUCCUUAGUAUUGUGGGAACACUCAAGGGUCACCGCCUGGACAGCCUUUCCAUCUUGGACCGGGUCAACAACGAGAAAUGGAGAGACGGGGGAAAGACAGCAGGCCUCACAUUUACUCAUCUGAAGAUGGUGCUGCUCUGGGCCACCGAAAUAUUCCCCUCCUCUGCUGACUGGGAGGACUUGGAAGGCUCCGUCUAUCGACUCCUGGUGAUCUUGCUGUGCUGCCUGGCCACCAAAAACCUUCCCCAUUUCCUGUACCCAGAGCGCAACGUGUUCGAAAGGCAGGAUCUAGACCUGAACUUUCUGUACCAACAAGUAGAGAAAUUUGCCAGUCAGCCGGAACGGUUCCUGAAGAUUCAUAUCACCCAUCGGAUCACCAGCCCACAGCGGAUUGACAAUGGCAUCAAAGCCUUCCUGCAACUUCCUGCCAACAACAGAGCCUACUGGGAUACGGCCUAUUUUGAUGUCCUGCUGGACAAGUUCCAGGUCUUCAAUAUUCAAGAGAAAGACCGGAUUUCUGCUAUGCAAAAUGUCUUCUCCAAGACCAAGAAAAUAGGGGAAGUUGGGAGUUGAGAAAAAUCAUAGUUUCAUUCCUAGGAACUCUGGAUUUUAUGGAUCAUUCUUGGGGCCUCUCCUAUGGUAUUUAAAACCUCUCUCUGCCAGGACUUCCUCGUGUGGUGAAUUUCUGAAAGCUCAGAGAGCAGAUGCAAGUUACACUUAACUGUGAAUGGGCCUCAGCUUCUAGGACAGGCCUGGAAUUUACCCUCCAGUUUUAUUCUAUAAUAAGAGGUGAUGGGUUACGUCUGGACUGCAGACCUCGCCACUGCGGUACUCAUAUACUGUUAGUGAUGUUUUCUCCCUUGAAAUUGAUUCCCAAGCCAAGGUGCAAGACUUAGCGUGUUUUCUGCUUCCCUAAACUAGCAUGAUUCUUGUUUAAAUCUUCCCUUUAUAUGGAGAUUUGUUCACACUAAUUAAAAUAGCUUGCAAAGCACUGUGAAAACAGAAGUGCUAGAAUGAGAUAGAGGGCUUCAUUACAUGUGCUGUAUGUACAUGUGUGUCUCCUCAGUGAUGUUACAUUGCAUCUUUGGGCUUUAAUAAAUAGUUGCCAAUGGGUCUAUGUAAGAGA
Tachyglossus aculeatus (Australian echidna) is the source of this 2166-nucleotide messenger RNA. RefSeq names its product mab-21 like 4 (gene MAB21L4). NCBI's taxonomy places the organism in Eukaryota, Metazoa, Chordata, Mammalia, Monotremata, Tachyglossidae. The record is from RefSeq and is a predicted model, not a curated record. The transcript has 8 exons. Bases 300 to 1613 code for a protein of 437 amino acids.